This is a messenger RNA of Macrosiphum euphorbiae (potato aphid), 615 nucleotides long. NCBI's taxonomy places the organism in Eukaryota, Metazoa, Arthropoda, Insecta, Hemiptera, Aphididae. The record is from the annotation of a GenBank genome assembly.
AUGUAUUAUGUUUUAGAAGCAACGUUUGAAAACGAUGGAAAUCUUGAAGCAUUACUCAAUCACGUUUUAUGGGAACCUACUACGAGCAAUUCACCGACAACAGAAGAAGAUAAAGUGGCUCCAUAUUUUGAUGAAACAUCUAGUCAUAACAACGUCACAGUCCAAAUUGGAGCGAAUGUAGAUCUCCAUUGCAAAGUGAACCGUUUAAACGACAAAACCGUGUCAUGGGUUCGAAGGGCAGGUGAUAAGAUGCAACUACUUUCAUUUGGCCACCACGUAUACAGUACAGAUCAGCGUUACGAGCUUUUAUUUAAAGAUCCAAACGAUUGGCAACUCCGUAUAUCUUAUCUGAAUGAAAGAGAUGGAGGUCAUUAUGAGUGCCAGGUAUCAACUCAUCCACCAAUCGCAUUCACUGUUUAUCUAGCUAUUAUAGUGCCUCAAUUGGAAAUAACAGAUGAAAGGGGCGUACAAGUGAAAGACAAAUUCUACUACGUGGGUAGCACUAUAGAGCUAAAAUGCUAUAUAACCAAAGUACCCCAACCAAGUCAAUUCAUUGUAUGGCGUCACGAGACGACAAGCCUAAAUUACGACACAAGCCGAGGCGGUAUCAGGUAA